Molecule: messenger RNA, 2253 nt
Organism: Phragmites australis (common reed)
Lineage: Eukaryota; Viridiplantae; Streptophyta; Magnoliopsida; Poales; Poaceae
Product: L-ascorbate oxidase homolog
Exons: 8
Coding region: 288-1925 (545 amino acids)
Molecular function (GO): copper ion binding; oxidoreductase activity
Source: RefSeq, a predicted model, not a curated record
UUAGCUAUAAAAAAAUAUUUAGGAGAUCUCUUCUAGAUGCACUAACAAAGAAGAGGGUGCAGCCACUGCCAAAACCUCCCUCCCGCACUCCAUUCCCAUCGCACCCUUUCCUUCCCCUUUACAUCUCCUCCACGGGAUCUUUCACCUUUCGAGGAGCAAGCGCUCCCACGCUGACGACCCCAUCCAUAGUUGCUAGCGAGCGGAGCGCCAUCCCACUUCAGUACAGGGCACAUCUUGCUUCCAUUUGCUCCACGGAAAAACUCUCUGCGGGCUCGUCGUUCAGCGCAAUGGCAGGCGGCAAUGCCGGUGCCGCCGCCGCCGCUUGUCUCUUCCUCUCCUUGGGCGGCCUGCUGCUCGUCGCGGGCGACGAUCCGUACCGGUUCUUCACGUGGACGGUCACCUACGGCGACAUCUACCCGCUCGGCGUCAAGCAGCAGGGGAUCCUGAUCAACAACCAGUUCCCGGGGCCGCAGAUCGACGCCGUCACCAACGACAACCUCAUCAUCAACGUCUACAACAAGCUCAACGAGCCCUUCCUCCUCUCCUGGAGCGGGAUCCAGCAGCGGCGGAACUCGUUCGAGGACGGGGUGGCCGGCACGACGUGCCCGAUCCCGCCCGGCGGCAACUUCACCUACAUCCUGCAGGCCAAGGACCAGAUCGGCACCUACUACUACUUCCCCUCGCUCGCCUUCCACAAGGCCGCCGGCGGCUUCGGCGGCAUCCGCGUCCUUAGCCGCCCCAUGAUCCCCGUCCCCUUCCCGCCGCCCGCCGCCGACUACACCGUCCUCAUCGGCGACUGGUACAAGGCCAACCACACUGACUUGCGGUACAUGCUUGACAGCGGCAAGGCGCUCGGCUUCCCUGACGGCCUGCUGAUCAACGGCCGAAGUUGGAAUGGCUACACCUUCACCGUCCAACCCGGCAAGACGUACCGUUUCCGGGUCACCAACGUGGGCCUUGCCACCUCCCUGAACAUCCGGUUCCAGGGGCACACCAUGAAGCUGGUGGAGGUGGAGGGGUCGCACACCAUGCAGACCACCUACUCCUCCCUGGACGUGCACCUCGGCCAGUCCUACUCGGUGCUCCUCACCGCCGACCAGCCCGGCUUCGACUACGCCAUCGUCGUCUCCACGCGCUUCACUAGCAAGAUAAUCUCCUCCACGGCCAUCCUGCACUACACCAACUCCGCCGGCAAGGCUCCCGGCCCCCUGCCCGGAGGCCCCACCAUCCAGAUCGACUGGUCACUCAACCAGGCCCGGUCUAUCAGAUGGAACCUGACGGCGAGCGGGCCGAGACCGAACCCGCAGGGCUCGUACCACUACGGCCUGGUGCCGGUGACCAGGACCAUCAGGCUGGCCAACUCGGCGGGGACCAUCAACGGGAAGCAGAGGUACGCGGUGAACAGCGUGUCCUUCGUCAACGCGGACACCCCGCUCAAGAUCGCCGACUACUACAAGAUCUCCGGUGUGUUCUCGGUGGGCACAAUCGCCGACAACCCGACCUACGGCAGCGCCUACCUUCAGACGUCGGUCAUGGGGGCGAAUUACAGGGAUUACGUCGAGAUCGUGUUCGAGAACAAUGAGGACGAGGUGCAGUCGUGGCACAUUGACGGAUACGCCUUCUGGGUCGUCGGAAUGGAUGGAGGAAAAUGGUCAUCGGCGAGCAGGCAGGGCUAUAACUUGAGGGACGGCGUUUCGCGGUACACCGUCCAGGUUUACCCCAGAUCAUGGACGGCGAUCUACAUGCCUCUGGACAACGUCGGCAUGUGGAACGUCAGGUCGGAGAACUGGGCCAGGCAGUACCUGGGGCAGCAGUUCUACCUCCGCGUCUGGACGCCGUCGACGUCGUGGCGCGACGAGUACCCGAUCCCCAAGAACGCGCUCCUGUGCGGCAGGGCGGCCGGUCGCCGGACCAGGCCGCUCUGAGUUGGGACGGCGGACAGAGCUUGUCACGAGAGGAUGACAUACACGUUGGUCUGCAGAGUAGGCACAGGAAUUUACUGAAGGAAGGCUCGAAGAAUAGUGACCUGAAACUGAAAGUCAGAAACAUUGCUGGAUGCAACAGCAUAUGCCAUUUAUAGCUCGGGUUAGACCAUAUAAUACUACUGUCAGUGUUCAUGUGUGUCCGCAUUUUGCUUGAUUCCUUUAUGCAACGCAAAUGUUUUUAGUGAUGGGUUACAUGGGUAUAAACAAUCGCGUAGCAUCUUGCUACAUUAUUCAGAUUCUUGCUACAUGGGUUACAUGGGUUUCGAAA